UUGAAGAUAUUGGAACAUUUAUUUCCUUUCAUAAUUCCCUAUGAUAUUUGAGUUACUAGUUUGAACAAGCCCUUAUUCAGCUAAUUGGCCUACACCUCUCUUCUAACAGAUUUGACUUUUAAUACUACUUUUGGUUUCUUUAACAAUGAAUCAUUUCUUAUAAAUGCAGAACUUUAGUUAGCCUAUCACUCCCUAAUCAUCUGCUCUAAACUUCACCUUUGGAAAAUUACUGUUGUUUUCAUCCAACUCUUUGAUUUGGCAGUUGAGUUUUACUUCAACCAAAUAAAAGACAAGGCCGCUAGAUACUUUGAUUUGUCGUGUUUUAUCUUCUCGAAAACAGACCUGAUUUUUCAUUUUGGAGUUCAAUUAGCAAUUCCCUUCAAAAUCAUAUUAUUUAUUCCUUAACACAGAAUAGUUUCUGGUUUAUAAUAAUACUGUACCUGAACAUCCUCAGAAACUUCUUAAUCACACUCACCAUUGAGCUCAUUCAAUAGCAUGGGUACUUAUUAUUCCUUCACUCUUUCUCCUUCCAAACCAUUGCUACUUUCUCCGAAGCAACCAUUUAGCAAGUUCAUCUGCAGAUCCUCUGCCACUUGCAAUUUUUCAACAUCUUUUGACCAAUCAUCACAUAACUAUGGACUUAAACUGUCUCCAGCUUCAACUUCGGCUUAUAGCAGAAGAAGUGUUCAAAAGUUGGCCGGAAAGAGAUUAUUGGACUUCAAAGUCAGUUGUGCAGCUUAUCCAGAAAGUAAUAAUGAGGCAACUAUGACCGGUGAAAAGAUGAGGGGUUUGCAGCUUGGGACCAUGUUUGCUAUUUGGUAUCUAUUGAACAUAUAUUUCAACAUAUUCAACAAACAGGUUCUCAAGGUUUAUCCAUUUCCGACUACCCUGACAGCAUUUCAGUUUGGUUGUGGGACAGUUUUGAUAUUUCUUAUGUGGGCACUGAAUUUGCAUCCAAAACCCAAAGUUAGUAGGUCUCAGUUUAGAGCAAUCUUUCUACUCUCACUCGGACACACAAUAGGAAACCUUCUAACAAACAUCAGUCUGGGAAAAGUUGCUGUUUCUUUCACUCACACGAUUAAGGCAAUGGAGCCUUUCUUCACGGUCUUGCUUUCUUCCCUGUUUUUCGGAGAGAGGCCAUCUCUAUGGGUUCUUUCUUCUCUUGUGCCUGUUGUUGGAGGCGUUGCAUUGGCGUCUUUCAGUGAAGCUUCUUUCAAUUGGAUAGGUUUUGGUAGCGCAAUGGCUUCAAAUCUUACCAACCAAACGCGAAAUGUUUUCAGUAAAAAGCUGAUGGUUAAAAAUGAGGAAAAUCUGGACAACAUCAAUCUAUUCUCAAUUAUAACAGUCAUAUCGUUUUUACUUCUAACACCUGCAGCAAUUUUGCUGGAAGGUGUCAAGUUUAGUCCUUCUUACUGGCAGUAUGCUACAAGCCAAGGUUUGAAUGUCAAAGAUAUGUGUAUUAGAGCUCUUUUGUCUGGUGUCUGCUUCCAUUCCUACCAACAGGUUUCUUAUAUGAUAUUACAAAUGGUAUCGCCAGUGACUCAUGCAGUUGGUAACAGUGUGAAGAGAGUAGUUGUCAUUGUGUCCUCGGUUAUCUUCUUCCAAACGCCUGUCUCACCCAUUAAUUCCUUGGGAACUGCUUUGGCUCUUGCUGGAGUUUUCUUGUACUCGAGAGCAAAGAGGAUUAAACCUAAAGCUGCUUGAGAGUAUUAGGAGCUCCCUAUGAGGAUGAACAACUUUGAGGGUUGUCAAAGUCAUCUAGUGAUUAGGAAUAUUUCAUGUUUGCUAGUGAUGUACAAUAUAGGGGAUUUGGUUAUAUUUCAGCCUUUAUGAUCGCUUAUAAAUGAUAAUGGAGCUUUUAAAUUUCUUUAAAAUUGUUUUCAUGGAGCUCAAAAACGAAGCCUUUGGGAGUAACUUGUAGUUGAGAAAAGGUAAACAAAAA
Striga asiatica is the source of this 1942-nucleotide messenger RNA. The record is from the annotation of a GenBank genome assembly. NCBI's taxonomy places the organism in Eukaryota, Viridiplantae, Streptophyta, Magnoliopsida, Lamiales, Orobanchaceae.